AUGAUGGUUGAAACAACAGUUAUCGUUAUGUUUCAUCGUAUUUUUCUCACAAAAGUCGACAAAGCAUUCCAUAUUAAGUGCUUCUACAUAGAAGCAGAUUACAGAGUAUCACACUCUUUGCACAUCAGCUCAUUACCGACUACAGAGCUGUAUGUGCCACAAGAACAAGUUGGUGACGAAGUACUGGUGCCCACCUGCAAAUAUGAAGUGACGAGAAAUAGAUUCGACGGAGACUUGGUAAAAUACGCAGCAGUUGGUGAUAGAGUAUAUCAUAAAUGGACAUGCCAAGGUGAAAAUGAGAAUGCCUACUGUAUGACUGUACACUCGUGUAGUGUGGACGAUGGACAGGGCAUGGAACAGAAAAUACUUGAUGAAAGAGGGUCA
Messenger RNA from Anisakis simplex (herring worm), 384 nucleotides. Lineage: Eukaryota; Metazoa; Nematoda; Chromadorea; Rhabditida; Anisakidae. The record is from the annotation of a GenBank genome assembly.